AUGACAACAACAAAUGAUAACCAUGAAGCUACUUUCCUUCACGAAGGUGGACGCAUUGGCUUCUUGACCGCAGAUGUUAGCGGCUUGUUGCAGGACCUACGCGAGUACAAACCCGUUUGCCUCAUCACUGUUCCACGAAUUCUGAUUCGUAUUUACAACCAAGUGCUGCUGCGUAUAUCGUACUCAAAAUUCUUACUGGCCUUAUUCCGAUGGGCUAUCAGACAAAAGUUGGCCGAACAACGUCGGGGGAUUUAUCGACAAGCCGGUCUGCUUGACCGGCUGUUCUUUAGGCCCAUCCGCGAGCAAACCGGCGGUCAAGUGCAAAUCGUUAUUUCAGCGAGUGCACCUGCUUCUGAGGAAGUAUUGGACUUCAUCAGAGCCGCAUUCUCCUGUCCAGUGAGUUCCAUGGGGUAUUUUCUCCCACUUCUUGUGUCAUUUGCUGAAAUGCUUUAG
Messenger RNA from Dicrocoelium dendriticum, 453 nucleotides. The record is from the annotation of a GenBank genome assembly. Lineage: Eukaryota; Metazoa; Platyhelminthes; Trematoda; Plagiorchiida; Dicrocoeliidae.